Carassius auratus (goldfish) is the source of this 908-nucleotide messenger RNA. RefSeq names its product regulator of G-protein signaling 5-like. The transcript is spliced from 6 exons. Bases 1 to 732 code for a protein of 243 amino acids. The record is from RefSeq and is a predicted model, not a curated record. NCBI's taxonomy places the organism in Eukaryota, Metazoa, Chordata, Actinopteri, Cypriniformes, Cyprinidae.
AUGAACAGAGCACAAGAUCAGCGCACAGAUAACCUAAUGAACACCUGUUGCCUUCAGUCACUGUUCCCGACACAAAUACAGUCAUUGUGUGGAGUUCUCACCCAACAGCUGUCCGUGUUGUUUCACGAUCUCAGGAUCAGAUUAAUGUCACUAUAUAACAGCAGCACACAGAGACAGAGAGAGUCAAGCGGAGCGGGAGACAUCCGAUCGAUUCUCCGAGGUUCUCUCAGACGUGGUGUGAUGUGUAAGGGGCUGUCUGCCAUCCCCUCCUCAUGCCUGGAGAAGGCGAAGGGCAUGAGGGUCAAACUGUCCCACCUGACCGAAAAGCAGGAGUGGGUCCACAAACACAGAGCGUGUGAGAAGCUGCCUCGGGACCUGGAGUCUCUGCUCAACAGCAAGCCGGGCAUCCAGGCGUUUCGUUGCUUCCUGCGCUCCGAGUUCAGCGAGGAGAACCUGGAGUUCUGGCUGGCGUGUGAAGAGUACAAGAGCACAUCCGGGACCAGACUGACGGAGAGAGCCCACAACAUCUACAAGCAGUUCAUCAACCCUGACGCUCCUCGGGAGGUGAAUCUGGACAGUGAGACCCGCGAGGCGUUGAUGGGGCUGAUGGAGGAGCCCACAGCGGACACGUUCGACGAGGCUCAGCACCGGAUCUUCUCUCUGAUGGCUAAAGACUCGUUCCCACGUUUCCUGCGCUCCUCUUUCAGCCAGCAGCCUCUCAGAGUCCUGUGAGACACACUGUGUAUCUGUGAUCUAGACUAGAUCUGGAGUUAAUCUGUAGAGACGCAUGAGCCACAGUCAGGUAGAAUAAAGUGUAGUAGGACAUAGACUCUUUAGACAUUUGAAAACAUCUAUAAUCGUUCAUUUAUAUCUUUGAACCUAAUAAAGUUAUUUGGCUCAGAAUGGAA